Cylicocyclus nassatus is the source of this 300-nucleotide messenger RNA. NCBI's taxonomy places the organism in Eukaryota, Metazoa, Nematoda, Chromadorea, Rhabditida, Strongylidae. The record is from the annotation of a GenBank genome assembly.
AUGAGUAUGAUAGGUGAAGAGCUCACGUACUUUGCUCCCGGCCUUUUCUACCAGUGGAUUAUAGGCCCAGCUGUACAUGUAAGUGUCCACCAUAUCACUGUUAACGUUCUUGAAUUUCUUAUACCCGGAAAAUUUUUCGUAAGAUCUAAUGACCACCCACAACGCCUGUUCGGCCCAUUUCACGCGGAACCCACGGGUGAUCUACUGCCUGCUCGUGGAGACUGCUUGGUCUUCCAGAACUUUGGAUGGGUUUGCGACUUCUUCUACCUUAAUGAAUGCGUCCGUCACAUAAUUAAUUAA